AAUCUAUAGAGUCCGAAAAGGACCACUCAUCUCCAAGAUGUCGCGUCUUGCUGUCGUCGUUUUGGGCCUUCUGGCCGCCACCCUGGUAGCGGCCCUGCCCGCAACCAAGGUCGUCAACCCCAUGCAGGUCAUCCGCCGUGGCCCUCCUCCUCCUCCAAAGCAGUUUGGACCUGCCAGGGCUCACACCACCCAAUAUUUCACGCAGAGAUUGGACCACUUUGAUGCUUUCAAUAAUGCUACGUGGCAGCAGCGAUACUUCAUUUCCACUAAUGCUUACACCCCUGGAGCACCCGUCUUUCUGUACCUGGCAGGCGAAUGGGAGGCCGACCCUGGCGAGGUUGAGUUCACCUUUGUUGGCCAACUCGCUAACAAUUUCAAUGGCUUCACAAUUGAUCUUGAGCACAGAUACUAUGGACAGAGCCGACCUACUCCAGACACAAGUUCCGCCAACCUGAAGUACCUGAGCGUCGACCAAGCCCUGGAGGACGCUGCCACCUUCGCCCUUAGCUUGAAGGAAUCGCUCGGUCUCAACGGCCCGUGGAUCGUGGUCGGAGGUUCGUACUCGGCUAACAUGGCAGCGUGGGCUCGCGGCCGCUAUCCACACAUCUUCUACGGAGCCUACGCUUCCAGUGCUCCAAUUUUGGCGCAACUCGACUUCCCCGAGUACAUGGAAGUCGUCAACGAGGCCCUUGUGGCCACCGACCCUGCCUGUCCGGCUGUUAUUCAGGCUUCCACUGAUGAACUUGACGCACUCAUUGAGGCCGGAGACUCUGCAACUAUCACCCAGCUCUUCAACUUGUUCUAUCCCAUCGACUUGGCCAACCAAGACGACGUGAUGAACUUGAGGGCUACCAUUUCCUACCUGUUCGCGGGAGAGGUUCAGUACGCCAGGGGUGGAAAUUUGGUGACACUUUGCCAAACCAUCGUUGCCGGACAAAGUACUCCUCUGCAAACCGUUGCUCAGUACUGGAACGACUACUUCGGUGGAGCGCAACUUGACAUCACGGCCAAGGCCAUGUUCGACUAUUACAGGGACGACAUCCAGUACUCAGGAGACGUCACACGUCAAUGGGUGUACCAGACCGCCACUGAAUUCGGCUAUUACCAGAGUUUGAGCUCCCCCAACCAACCCUUUGGCCAAAACGUACCCUUGUCCUUCUCCAUUCUUUUCAACCUUGAAGUUUAUGGACCAGAAUUCACGCAGGAAGUGUCUCAGUCUGGCGUUGACCGUUCCAACCUUGAGUAUGGCGGUCUCAACCCUGAAAUAACCAGGGUCAUCUACACCCAUGGCAGUCUUGACCCCUGGCACGCCCUUGGACGCGAGACCGAUCUGAAUCCAGACUCGCCAGUCAUCAUGAUUGACGGUCACUCGCAUUGCAGGGACCUUGGAAGUUCCAGAUUGGAUGACGAGCCAGUACUUCUUAACGCCAGACAGCGCGUCAUCGACAUUAUUGCUACCUGGUUGGUGUAGUAAGCAAAAAAAAAAAAAAAAAAAAUGUAACACAGAGAAAAUUUGGAACAAAUUCUGUCAUUUUAUUAUCCUUUAUAUCCAUAGUCUCAUUUCAAGGACUGAAAAAUGCUUGAUAAACAAUUCAAAAAAUCUUA
Molecule: messenger RNA, 1605 nt
Organism: Neocloeon triangulifer
Lineage: Eukaryota; Metazoa; Arthropoda; Insecta; Ephemeroptera; Baetidae
Product: putative serine protease K12H4.7
Exons: 7
Coding region: 38-1471 (477 amino acids)
Biological process (GO): proteolysis
Molecular function (GO): dipeptidyl-peptidase activity; serine-type exopeptidase activity
Source: RefSeq, a predicted model, not a curated record